This is a messenger RNA of Camellia sinensis, 480 nucleotides long. NCBI's taxonomy places the organism in Eukaryota, Viridiplantae, Streptophyta, Magnoliopsida, Ericales, Theaceae. The record is from RefSeq and is a predicted model, not a curated record.
AUGAAAGCUUCUACAUAUCGUGUGCUUUGUCUUAUAGUGCAUGAUAUUUUAUCAAUUCCUAUAUCAACUGUUGCUUUAGAAUCAUCAUUUAGCACUGGGGGUCGAGUACUUGAUCAAUUUCGCAGUUCUUUAACUCCUAAAAUUGUGGAGGCUUUGAUUUGUGGACAAGAUUGGUUAAGGAGUUCAUCAAGUCCAAUUGAUGUUGAAGAAAAAUUAGAGGAUCUUGAGAAACUAGAGUCAAAUUUGAAAUCUAUUGAUUAUAGCAUGUCUAGCAUUUAUGCACUAGAUUUGAAAGUUCAUCUUAUUGAAGGGAUAAUUGAUCAAGUUGAGGGAACUGUUCAUGUUUCCUGGGUGCAACCAAGAGUUUUAGGUGUUCCACAGAUCAAAUCUUUGUGUGAUCGUCUGGACAAUUGGGUGGACAAAGUACACACUGCUUUGCUCUCUGUAGAGGCAGAAACACCUGAUCUAGUUGCAUCUUAA